This is a messenger RNA of Cynara cardunculus var. scolymus (artichoke), 866 nucleotides long. Its product is annotated as wound-induced protein 1-like. The transcript has a single exon. The record is from RefSeq and is a predicted model, not a curated record. Bases 232 to 561 code for a protein of 109 amino acids. NCBI's taxonomy places the organism in Eukaryota, Viridiplantae, Streptophyta, Magnoliopsida, Asterales, Asteraceae.
AACACCUUGGAUCUCAUUAGUCAUCUCUGUGUCUCUCUCUCUUUCUAAAUUCCAAGUCGUCAUUCUCUGACCGAACUGGCUAACCCUCAAGAAGCUCUGGAGGAUUCCAGCAAUAAGAGCGUGGUGCUCCAGCUCUACCAUGCCCUAAGCUCUCGCGACGUUCAAACCGUCCACAAACUCUUAGCCCCUGACCUCGAGUGGUGGUUCCAUGGCCCUCCGUCUCAUCAGUAUAUGAUGCGAUUGCUCACCGGAACUGACAACGACGAUUCAUACUCCUUCAAUUUCGUACCUCAUUCCGUUGACGCUUUCGGAUCUACGGUCCUCGUUGAAGGCUGCGAUCAGGAUCGCGAAAUCUUCUGGAUCCACGCUUGGACUGUUAAUUCACAGGGUAUAAUCACUCAGGUGCGUGAGUAUUUCAAUACCUCCCUCACCGUUACUCGAUUCGGUGUUAACUCUUCCAAAUCCGUCUCCAUUACUUCGCUUCAUUGCCCUUCUCUUUGGGAGAGCACUCUCUCUAAUAGGGUCGGAAAAUCUGUUCCGGGUUUGGUACUGGCUAUAUAGUCAAGGGGCCGGAUCCCCUGUGCUCGCUACUUCAUAUAGCUUAUCGUGUGCGUGAAUAAAAGAACAAGUCAAAGUCAAAGUUGGAGCGUGAUUACCUAUGGGUUGAAGUAACGUGCUAUCCUGCGUCUGCGAGGAUGUAAAUCGUACGGCGGAGAUUCGUGGGUACUGUUUGGCUACUACUUUCCGUUUUUGUGUGGUUUGUGUUUGCGUUUUAUUGUAAUCCUAAUCCAGGAUGGGGAUGUCCUCCUAUUCUUGGUUAUUUUCUACUGUUUUUAUAAAAAUGCUAUAUAUUGAUUUUCUAAUAA